Messenger RNA from Cephus cinctus (wheat stem sawfly), 3179 nucleotides. RefSeq names its product feline leukemia virus subgroup C receptor-related protein 2. Gene Ontology annotation, cellular component: membrane. Gene Ontology annotation, biological process: heme export; transmembrane transport. The coding region runs from base 1351 to 2742 and encodes 463 amino acids. The record is from RefSeq and is a predicted model, not a curated record. Lineage: Eukaryota; Metazoa; Arthropoda; Insecta; Hymenoptera; Cephidae. The transcript has 7 exons. Gene Ontology annotation, molecular function: heme transmembrane transporter activity; heme binding.
UCCUCAUCCUCCAUCUCCUCUUCUUCUUCAUCUCGUACUCCUUUUAUUAUUAUUCGUCGACUACCAGCCCAGCGGGUUUUCCUCCACUGGACAUCCCAGUGUUUUAGUUCGGCCGCUGUCGUUGUCCAAUGGCGUCCCAUAUAUAUACAAGGUUGCUGCACGAGUAAAACACUGUUUGAGUCCUAAGCCGAUCGGCGAACACGUUUUGUCUCUCGGUGCAAUAACUAAUAAGUGGAAGUUAUUUUAUUGGCAGUUUUUAAAAAUAAGGAUUAAAAAUGACUGUAAAAAGUUUAUUACAAAACCUCGCAAUUUGCAAAGUGCAAUAACCAACUGAUUGAAAUUAAACAGCAAAUACGUGGAUCGUUAAAAAUUUAUAAAAAUCAUAAAACCCCGUUCACACCGAUAGAAACGUGUUUACCUUGAAUAUUAUUAUUAUUUAUUAAAUACAACGUGCUAUUGUGACAACAAGCUAUUUAACUGCUGACGUAGAAAAUCGUCAAUGCUCAAUAGUUCGUCUCGUGUGUGGUGAUUAAAAAAGAAAAAAAAUUUUUUUCAAAUUUAUUUAUCCUUUAUCAAAAAGUGACUCCGGCGACUAAGCGAACGUUAUUACUUCACUUCGACAAGUCCGACGUUCUAUGGCGACACGAGGAUGCGAUAUCGUUGUUGAUUAAAUUAAUUAAUUAAUUAAUUAAAAGGAGCAUAGAGACAGGGAUAAUAAAUAAUAAAUUUAUCAAUCGUUAUAACAGUUCAUUCGUUUCCUGUGCGUCUCUCCUUAUCUUCGACUUACUCUCAAAUAACAUUAACUUUAGCAAUGAUGGGCUUUGCUUUGUCGCGUAUGACAGUUUUCAAAUUUCGACGAAUUCCCGAAAACACUAUUAGCCGCCGAUUGACGCGCUGUCGCAGAAUUAAGAAAUAGACUUUUAUUUUAUCUCCUCGUUCAAUCGUCAACGCAUACGUCUCGUACCCGCCUUGACGUUGAAGACUGAAAAAUUAACGAGCUCAAAAUUUAUAACAGUAAAACUUCGACUUCGACUAAAUGAUUUUAUAGUGUUGUUAAUGCGUAAAGUCAAUAAAGGAAAGUCAAGUCACAAAGUCGUGUAAAAACGAUAAGUCGCUUGACAGAUUUUCAGGUGCAGCGGAAGAAUCGUAAACACUUAAAGAGCUGGUUCUGUGCAAAAUUCAUCAUUUUGCGAUUAGGUCGGCAGUUGGGUUUUAUGAAAAUCUGAAAAUUUUGUUUUGAUUUAAUUUUUCAUUUUUUUUUUAAUGUGCGAUUGGGAAUUGUGUUAAUUAAAUAAUUUUUUUUUAUCUUUGAUAUACAAUUUUUUUUAUCGUCAUUUACCAUCAUUCACCAUGACUUUCGACGCGAGUGUUCCGCUUACCGAUGGUAACAAUGUUAAAAUAAUAAAUGGGGGAAAGACGAAUUUGGCGAAUAUCGAAAUUCGCGAAUAUCGUCGAAGAUGGUUGGUGCUGUUCAUCUUCGUCCUGUUUGCUGCGUCCAAUAUGAAUCAUUGGGUUCAGUACUCCAUUAUUGGCAACAUAGUAUCCAAAUACUACGGUGUUUCGGCAACUACCGUCGACUGGACGUCCAUUGUUUUUAUGCUGGCUUACAUACCUGUUGUUUUUCCCUGUAUAUAUUUUAUGGACCGAGUUGGAUUGAAAUGGAUGAUUCUGGGAGGAUCGAUCAUCACGUCGAUAGGUUCCUGGCUGAAAGCAGUCUCCGUGGCACCAGACAGAUUUUACUUGGUGCUACUUGGUCAAAGCAUAGUAGCCGUAGCACAGGUCACUGUGUUAUCGGCUCCCGGCCGUAUCGCAGCCAACUGGUUCAAUUCCAAGCAAGUAUCCACGGCAACGUCAAUGGGAUUGUUCGGCUGUCAAUUGGGAAUAUCUUUGUCAUUUUUAAUGACCCCGUUGCUCGUGAGAAAUCACGAGAAUCUGGUAGACAUCGGUAACGAUAUGUCAUGGUUUUUUCGUGGAGUUGCUAUUUUCUCGACGAUCUGUACAUUCGCCAUAUUUUUUUUUUUCAUGGAAGAGCCCCCCUUGCCACCUAGCGAAACGCGGGCUCUUCAAAAGAUGAGGAAGGAGGAGAGCAAGGACAGCUUUUUCGAAUCGAUUAAAAAUCUUUUGUGCAAUCGGAGCUAUUUGGCACUUUGCAAUUCAUUUGGAAUAAUAAUUGGCAUUCUCAAUGCCGUUAGCACUCUUCUCAAUCCGAUGUACUUGAUUCACUUUAAGAACGGAGAAGCCGAAGCUGGGCAAAUAGGACUGGCUAUCGUUAUAACUGGGAUGUUCGGUGCUAUAAUUUUUGGAGUUAUUUUGGACAAAACGAAGAAGUUCAAACUGACAAUAACGAUUGUUUAUUUUGGCGCAACAGCAUUUCUUAUCAUGUUCUCCAUUUUUCUACUGCUGGAAAUCAAAUGGAUGGUUUAUGUGUCGUCUAUUGUUUUUGGAUUCUUCGUUUCCGGAUAUUUCUCCGUUGGUUACGAAGUCUGCGCUGAAUUUACAUAUCCAAUAAAUGAAGGAAUGUCAACUGCAAUUUUAAACAUCACUAAUCAAAUAUACGGAAUGAUAUUUGUGUUAAUAUUUAGUCGACUAAUGGAAGAUUACGGGGACUUGUGGACCCACGUGGGACUUGUAGUGGUGAUGCUCGUAGGCGGUGUUAUCACUAUCUUCACGAAAGAUUUGCAAAAUCGAGAGGGAGCUAACAAGCACGUAAAGAGUACUCCUCUGAAAGAAGUCAUUAGCUAGUACUAUCGAAGGAAGACUUAGGUAGUACACAAAAAAAAAAACAAAAAAAAAGAAACUAAUAACGAUUUACCAAAAAAAAAAAGAAUACGUUUAUUUAGAAUUCCAAAUGUUGAAUUUUUGAUAACUAUGUAAUAAAAGAGUGUAAUUCUGGCGUUCGUAAGGACGAGAUUAUAGUUACGUUAAAAAAAAACAAAAGCUAUAACAAAAAUAUUAAUCCGUGCCAAGAUGAACAAAUUCUCACAUUUAAAGUGUAUAUUUUGUAAAAUAUAUUGUUAAAUCCUGCAUAAUAUAAUGGGAUAAUUAGAAUUAAGUUUACUAACGUAACGAACAUUAAUUAUUGUCAAAGUGCGAAUUUCUUUGUAACUCUUAGUGACGUUAAUCUGAUCUUGUCGCGAAACAACAAGAGCAUAUAUGAAUAUAUAAAACAAAAUUGUGCA